UCUGGGCCGGCUAGGGUCGUCAGAGGCGCCUGCGCCUUGGCUGCCGGAUGGUUGCUGGGUAACCGCGUCAGGGAGUCGGAUUCUAUCCUGCAAGGGCGAGGAGACCCGCAACGACUGCUGUCCUAAAGAACCCUUGCGACUGGUUGUUGAAGUGGAAGAGAGUCCAGAUUUCUUGUGUGUGGUCAAGGAGACGGACAAACUUUUUGUCUUCAGGCGAGGGAGCGUUUUGUAGGCUCUCCAGGGAUUGAGAUGUUUCCCGCUUCUACUAAGACUCCCCAUAAACAGCCUCGUAAGCAGAGCAUCAGCAUAGGCAGAGGAACCAGGAAGAAAGAUGAAGAUUCAGGGACUGAAGUGGGAGAAGGUACAGAUGAAUGGGCCCAGUCCAAAGCCACAGUUAGACCCCCUGACCAGCUGGAGUUGACCGAUGCGGAGUUAAAGGAGGAAUUCACUCGGAUUUUGACAGCCAACAACCCACAUGCACCCCAGAACAUUGUCAGGUACAGCUUCAAAGAAGGCACAUACAAGCUUAUUGGCUUUGUGAACCAACUGGCAGUUCACUACACCCAGGUUGGGAACCUUAUCCCCAAAGACUCAGAUGAAGGACGGCGGCAGCAUUACCGCGAUGAGUUAGUGGCAGAUUCUCAGGAGUCUGCCAAAGUGGUGAUUUCAGAAACAGAAAACCUUGAAGAAGAUGAAGAGCCCAAGGAGUUAGAAACUGAGCCUGGGAGUCAAACAGAUGUGCCUGCAGCUGGGGAAGCUGAAAAAGUAACUGAAGAAGAAUUGAUGACUCCUAAGCAGCCCAAGGAGCAAAAGCUCACUAACCAGUUCAACUUCAGUGAGAGGGCUUCACAGACCUUCAACAACCCUCUCCGGGAUAGAGAAUGUCAGAUGGAGCCUCCUCCCAGGACAAACUUUUCAGCCACAGCCAAUCAGUGGGAGAUCUAUGAUGCCUAUGUAGAGGAACUUGAGAAGCAGGAAAAGACCAAAGAGAAGGAGAAGGCAAAGACCCCAGUGGCUAAAAAAACAGGAAAGAUGGCCAUGAGGAAGCUGACAUCUCUGGAGUCUCAGACUGAUGAUAUCACCAAAGUGUCCCAAGCUGCUAAGAUCGUGGAGCGGAUGGUCAACCAGAAUACAUAUGAUGAUGUUGCUCAAGAUUUUAAGUACUACGAGGAUGCUGCUGAUGAAUACCGGGACCAGGAGGGUACCCUGCUGCCGCUCUGGAAGUUCCAAAAUGACCAAGCCAAGCACCUGUCUGUCACCGCCCUCUGCUGGAAUCCAAAGUACAGGGAUCUGUUUGCAGUGGGAUAUGGCUCCUAUGACUUCAUGAAGCAGAGCCGGGGCAUGCUGCUGCUCUACAGCAUGAAGAACCCCAGUUUCCCUGAGUACAUGUUCAGCAGCGACAGCGGCAUCAUGUGUCUCGACAUCCACGUGGACCACCCCUACCUUGUGGCAGUGGGCCACUAUGAUGGCAAUGUGGCCAUUUAUAACCUCAAGAAGCCCCACUCCCAGCCCUCCUUCCGCAGCUCAGCCAAGUCUGGCAAGCACACGGACCCUGUGUGGCAGGUCAAGUGGCAGAAGGAUGACAUGGACCAAAACCUUAACUUCUUCUCUGUGUCAUCUGAUGGCAGGAUUGUAUCUUGGACUCUUGUGAAGAGCGAGCUGGUCCACAUAGAUGUCAUCAAGCUGAAGGUGGAAGGCAGCACCACGGAAGUUCCUGAGGGGUUGCAGCUGCACACAGUGGGUUGUGGCACUGCCUUUGACUUCCACAAAGAAAUUGACUACCUGUUCCUAGUGGGCACAGAGGAGGGAAAAAUCUACAAGUGCUCUAAAUCCUACUCCAGCCAAUUCCUCGAUACCUAUGAUGCCCACAACAUGGCAGUGGACGCUGUAUCCUGGAACCCAUACCACACCAAGGUCUUCAUGUCCUGCAGCUCCGACUGGACAGUGAAGAUCUGGGACCAUACCAUCAAGCUUUCCACCCUCCACCACUGCAGGACCCCGAUGUUCAUCUAUGACCUGAACUCAGCCGUGGGCGAUGUGGCCUGGGCACCAUACUCUUCUACUGUGUUCGCAGCUGUCACCACAGAUGGGAAGGCCCAUGUGUUUGACUUGGCCAUCAACAAGUACGAGGCCAUCUGCAACCAGCCUGUGGCGGCCAAAAAGAAGAACAAGAUCACUCACGUGCAGUUCAAUCCCAUCCACCCCAUCAUCAUUGUGGGCGAUGACCGUGGGCACAUCAUCUGCCUCAAGCUCUCGCCCAAUUUGCGCAAGAUGCCAAAGGAAAAGAAGGGGCAGGAGGUGCAGAAGGGUCCAGCUGUGGAGAUUGCGAAACUGGACAAACUGCUGAACCUGGUGAGGGAAGUGAAAACCAAGACCUGAGGGCCCAGCCUCAGUCUCAUUGCUUGAAUCCAGUACUCAUAGUACUUGACCCUGGUACCCAGCCCAGCCUUAGCACCCAGCAUGUGACCCCACCCCUGAUCAGGUCCCAGCAUCUGCCCUUCUUAUUCUGCUCCUUAAGGUCCUAGCACCUCACCCCAGGACUUGGCCUUCAACCAUUACCCCUCUAACUUUGCACAAAUAAACCUGUCUGGAAACCCA
This is a messenger RNA of Cebus imitator (Panamanian white-faced capuchin), 2598 nucleotides long. It is a transcript of the gene DNAI1, whose product is annotated as dynein axonemal intermediate chain 1. Gene Ontology annotation, molecular function: dynein heavy chain binding; dynein light chain binding. Bases 250 to 2379 code for a protein of 709 amino acids. The transcript is spliced from 20 exons. Gene Ontology annotation, cellular component: outer dynein arm. Lineage: Eukaryota; Metazoa; Chordata; Mammalia; Primates; Cebidae. Gene Ontology annotation, biological process: cilium movement; outer dynein arm assembly. The record is from RefSeq and is a predicted model, not a curated record.